Molecule: messenger RNA, 1977 nt
Organism: Solea solea (common sole)
Lineage: Eukaryota; Metazoa; Chordata; Actinopteri; Pleuronectiformes; Soleidae
Product: WD repeat-containing protein 5-like
Exons: 13
Coding region: 297-1295 (332 amino acids)
Cellular component (GO): Set1C/COMPASS complex
Molecular function (GO): histone binding
Source: RefSeq, a predicted model, not a curated record
UAGCAAAUACGUGGUCGCCACACUUUGGCUUGUAGCUAAUAGAUGCUACAGGCUAACCUCUCACGAACCAGCAACAGGUAUCUGUAUUUUUUCGGAACCGAUCCAUAUUUGGAUCUAACCACGGCUCUUUUUUUAACAAGGGACCGGUUUUGAAGCGGGAUUUGUCUGCUGAGGCCACAGCUCACUUACUGUUAGCACCGUGAGCUAGGUUUAGCUUUAGCUCCGCUGCAACAGUAUCAAAACAAACAGAAGCUUGCAGCGGCUAGCAGCGGCUAGCAGCCCGGGAGCAGGACAACAUGGCGACGGAGGAGAAGAAACCAGAGACAGAGAACAUCAAACAGUCCUCAGCCUCCACAGGUUCCGGGAGUAAAUCUAACCCAGCUAAACCAAACUACACAGUGAAGUUCACAUUGGCUGGACACACGAAGGCGGUUUCCUCUGUCAAGUUUAGCCCUAAUGGAGAGUGGCUCGCCAGUUCCUCUGCUGAUAAGCUGAUAAAGAUUUGGGGAGCGUAUGAUGGCAAGUUUGAGAAAUCCAUCGUAGGACAUAAACUGGGGAUCUCUGAUGUCUCCUGGUCUUCAGACUCCAACCUGCUGGUCUCUGCCUCAGAUGAUAAAACACUCAAGAUCUGGGACAACAAUUCUGGAAAGUGUCUGAAGACUCUUAAAGGUCACAGUAACUACGUCUUCUGUUGUAACUUCAAUCCUCAGUCAAACCUGGUGGUGUCUGGAUCGUUUGACGAGAGCGUUCGUAUCUGGGAUGUGAAAACAGGAAAAUGUCUGAAGACUCUGCCAGCUCACUCAGACCCCGUCUCUGCUGUUCACUUUAACAGAGAUGGUUCCCUCAUUGUCUCCAGCAGCUAUGACGGACUGUGUCGUAUCUGGGACACGGCAUCGGGACAGUGUCUGAAGACUCUGAUUGACGAUGACAAUCCUCCAGUGUCUUUUGUCAAGUUUUCUCCCAAUGGAAAAUACAUCCUGGCUGCUACUCUGGACAACACAUUAAAGCUCUGGGACUACAGCAAAGGAAAGUGUCUGAAGACGUACACCGGCCAUAAGAAUGAGAAGUACUGCAUCUUUGCCAACUUCUCCGUCACAGGAGGGAAGUGGAUCGUGUCGGGCUCUGAGGACAGCAUGGUUUACAUCUGGAACCUUCAGACCAAAGAGAUUGUUCAGAAACUACAAGGACACACAGACGUGGUGAUCUCUACGGCCUGUCAUCCGACAGAAAACAUCAUUGCCUCUGCUGCGCUGGAAAACGACAAAACCAUCAAACUGUGGAAGAGCGACUGUUAGAAGUGAAGAAGAUGAUCAUACACACACACACACAGGCCUAGAAGCUGAACUGGUUUUAACAUACACACUCCCAACGAUCACACUCACAGGAAAUGACUCUGUCCUUGAUUAAGUUAAAAACUCUUGAUCUUUGUAUGAACUUUUGUUGAAACCAAAGUUCAGUUGAAAAAAAUGUAUAGAAAUUUUGUUUUGACAAGCGAACAAUAUGAAACGGUAACAUUUACAGGACGAGAUCUGUAGAGAAACAGUCAGAGCUUUAGAUACAGAACACAUCUGUAUCCUGUUUAUUGACCACACAAAGUCCUGAGGCAAAGAGGGCGGAGCCUGUUUGCCAGCAGAGAGCAUUUUGUAUUUUUCACCCACGUUAGGUGAAGACCUGCCUGUACUGUGCCCUCGCCCUUGAAUUCACUUGAUCUAAGCAAUGGUUCAGUUUUUUGAAGUUUUGUUGUGGGGACACACAAACAGGUUUUCAUCACAUAACAAAAGGUUCAUCUAAUGAAAUCUCUGCCCUCUGAAGUCUGUGAUGUCUUAAAAAUAUGUUUGCAGCUUCAUUUAUAUAAACACAAUUUAUCUCUGUUAGGCAGCCUUUUUCCAAAGCCAUUUGAGAAAGUUUAGCUUGAGGGGUCACAGGAGCUGCUGGUCUACUGCAGCCUUGUUUAAUAUGUGUCACUGAGUUCAUCUG